Ixodes scapularis (black-legged tick) is the source of this 14918-nucleotide messenger RNA. RefSeq names its product E3 ubiquitin-protein ligase MYCBP2 (gene hiw). Gene Ontology annotation, cellular component: nucleus. Lineage: Eukaryota; Metazoa; Arthropoda; Arachnida; Ixodida; Ixodidae. The transcript is spliced from 76 exons. The coding region runs from base 325 to 14847 and encodes 4840 amino acids. The record is from RefSeq and is a predicted model, not a curated record.
AACACUGGGCCGACGCUUAUUGUCGUCGGUUUGUUCGAGAAGUGUCUCCUGCGCAAAUACCGCUGAUUUCCCGACAGAGACCUAAGCGAACCUCAGGUGACGAACGCCGAACCCCCCCAAUCACCUAAGGAAGCAUGCCGUCCUCCGCGACCUUCCGCGGACGACGUAGUUCGCGAAUUUCCCUCAUCACUACGAAAGCCGGUCUCCGUAGACACACCUCCCCUCAAACCGCUUCUUCUAAACAACCACUUUUCUAACCCCGAGAAAAAAAGCAGAAGCAAAAAAGUGAGCGAUCAUUGAAAACGGCAAGACACUACUACGAUCAUGUCGGUCGUCGACUGCGUUUCCACUAGUACGAGGUAUCAUCCGAUCGGCAGGCAAGGCAGCAACUCCUUCGACGCCAGCGAAGAUGUGCUCCAGCGUGAGUUUCACGAGAUGUACCGGACGCCUUCAGAAAGGCGAAAACCGGACAAAAAAGGCAAGAAGAAGCGGAGGGAGAGGAAGCGACAGAACAAGAUAGCGGACGUGCAAACAUGGAAGGCACCGUUUCUGGAGAUACGCGGCAAUCCGUCGCCGUUUGCGGUGUUCACCAACGUGCGCCAGUGUAUCCUGGUGAAGCACCUCCGCGACUCCGCCCGCCACUUCUACUGGACCACGUCACCGCAGUCCGCAAUGCCAAAGUCCCUCGACUCGGAUUCGGACGAAGACACCGACUGUCCAAGCGGAGACGGGCCGGACUCCUUCCAGACGGUCCCGCGGAUCGUUGGGGUCGGGCUGUGCGGGGUGUUCGAGCUGAUCCGCGAGAGUCGGUCCGCUCAGCCGGCUUUCUGUCUAGCAGUGUUGCGAGCCCUCUUGGACGUGCUUCAGGGACAACAGCCGGAAGGGUUUCGCUCUGAGCCUCCGGAAGUGGUUGACAGGAUGUUUGACCUGCUGCUGGACAUUGCCGCCAGUCCGCCGCCUUCCGGCGACCGACCGCAGACGAGUGGCCUUGGCGGUCAGGUGUCCUCGCAGCUGACCUCUUACGCCUGCGCCUGUCUGCUCAGUCUGGUCGUGGCCAGGGGGGACACAUCCAAGACCCUGUGUGCCCUGGCCUCCCUCCUCAUGAGCCCGAAGAGUCUGGUGGCCGAGGAGAUACCGAUGCCGAGCAUCCUGAUCGCUUUGCAAAAGAGCGUCCAGGCCGUGCUACUGGGCAAGACUCAGCGGCCGGACUGGCUCACCCACGGGAUCCCGAAGACGGCGCGCUGCGGCGUUUUCCAGCUCCAACUUCCCAAGACAAGCUCAGCGAAGCAUUCGUCACAAGGUCAGUGCUCCGUAGCGUCGGACGGAAAGUACCUGUAUCUCUUCCGGCAAGGGACUCUUCACAAGCUAGGCUCCGGCUUUGGCGGCACCGUCAAGGGAGAACUAAUUGUUAGCCAACGUCUGGACGGUGCCGGCUGGAUCGGCGUUGUGCAGGACUACAUUUAUGCUCACCACUCAUUAGGACAGACGAAUGAGUUUUUGAAGGUGAACAAGAACAGCCUUGAAGUGGAGGAGGUUGUCACCAUUGAGGAAGAAGCGAGUCAGAACGUCUACUUCAGUGAUGGCGACUCCUUGGGCGUCAUCACAUCGACAAAGGAUGAUGGCUUCGUGAUCCGGACAUUCCGUCCUUCAUCGCCCGUCAUGAGUUGCUCUGCCGAGCUCAACCUGAAACUGGCUCGCAAGUGCGUUGAGAUCUUCGGUUCCGGCGUGUUUCCCGAAGAUCCCGAAGACCGUCUGCUAAACCUUGGCAUGGAUGAGGAGCCGGCAUUCAUCACCAGCGGCAAGGAUUUUGCACUGGUCAAGACUGUCUCUGGAAAAGUGCUGUACACAGGCAAGGCUCAGAGUCUGGGCAUCAAGCAGGGCGGCGGCUCCGCGGUGGGCAAAUGGGCGGAGCUGCCCAUCACCAAGUGCCCCAAAAUGGCGGACCUGUCCGUGGGGCACGACGGCAUGCACGCCAUCUUGCUGUCAGAAAACGGUGCCGCUUUUUUCGUUGGCCUGGCGCGCCGGGGAGAGGACGGGGACACCGGCAAAGGCAGGCGACAGCCCAAGCCUGUGAAGCCAAAGAAGAUGUUCAAGAUGGAGGGUCAGUGCAUCGUGGCCUCUGCAUGCAACAACGGCACAAGCGCCCUCGUCAGCCGCGACGGGGAACUCUUCCUCUUCGGCAAGGACUCCGCCCACACCGACCACAACACCGGCCUGGUGACGGACAUGAAGGACGUUCAGGUGGCGCAGGUGGCACUGGGCAAGGCGCACGUGGUGGCCGUCACCGUGGAAGGCCACGUCUACACCUUUGGCAUCAACCACCGGGGGCAGUGUGGCCGGGAGUUUGCCUACCCGCCGGGAAAAGAAGCCGUGGUCCACCCAAUGGCCCUGGUGGUGGCCGGGUCGGCUUCUGCGGCCGGCUCGGCAGCCGCCUCUCGAUCCGGAUCGCUGUCGGCCGCAGUUGGCGGCGACGAAGAGGACGAGGAGCUUGAGUCUGAGGAGCAGGAGGUUGUGUGUCCGCCUGGGAGGCACCGCUGGAAGCAUGACCACUGCAUGGUGUGCACCGUGUGCGGGGAGUGCACGGGCUACGGCGCCAGCUGCAUCGCCAGCGGAAGGCCCGACCGCAACCCGGGACUGCUCUGCGGCUGUGGCGCGGGUGACUCCGGUUGCGAGGAGUGCGGCUGCUGCCGGAGCUGCGCCCGCGAGGAGCACUACGAGGCCGAGCUCGCAGCCUGGGGACGCGUGGCCGCUGCUCCGGGGGUUGGACCCAACGGAGUCGGGGCAGCCGGGGCCGGCGGAAUGCCGCUAGACAACAAGCAAGCCAAGGUCAUCAUCUUCGACAUGCGAUACGGAGGCCGCGUGGGGGCCCGGUUGGAAGACAAGCUGCGGCGCAGCAUCGAGGAGUACCGGUUCCACCACCGGCGCAAGCAGUCCACCCACGGGCUCAAGAUGGUGAAGGGGGCGGCGGCGGGGCCCCUGGCGGGGGCUUUCCGCUGCUCAGGCCCUUCGCUGGGGGGCGCCGACGUACAAGACAGGGCCGCCGGAAGCUCCCUGUUGGCGGAAGAUGCGGUGAGCAGUGACCACGAACGUGAGGCGUCCAAGCUCACCCUUCUCCCGCCGGCGCAACUCCACCUGCCCGGGAACCACUCCGUGGUGCAGGCGGCCUGCGGCAUGCACCACACAGUGCUGCUGCUGCAGAACGGUCAAGUGUACACAUUUGGCAGCAACCAGCACGGGCAGCUUGGUCACGGCGACCUUGUGCUUCGGGGAACGCCGAGGCCGGUGCAGUCGUUGCCGACGGCGACGCAGGUGGCAGCGGGCAGCAAUCACUCUGUGUUCCUCACGGCCUCCGGUCAGGUGUUCACGUGCGGGGCCUAUCAGAAAGGGCAGCUGGGGAGGGUCGGUGCUCAAGCAGAAGAUGGGACGUCCCGCCGGCGGAGUAGCCACGAGGCCCAGCCGUGGCACGCGAGCCCGGGCCCCGUGCCAAGCAUCGGGGUGGAGCAGGGCCGCAGGGCCACCUGGGUGGGCGCCUCGGGGGACCACACCUUUGUCAAGGUGGACGAGUUCCUCACCAGCGCCAGCAGCCUGGCACAGUGCAGCAUCGUGGCCAACCGGAGCUGCGUGGGGAUAAUUUCGAGGGAUGCGGAACAGUCGUCCAAAUUCAAAUGUCUGAUGAUCAACCGGGUGGACGGAAGCUGUAAAGGGUACAACUCUGCGGAACAAAUGGACCUGAGGAAUCACGCAACCUGCCUGGACAGCGUCUACAACGUGCUUUGGAGCGUGAACCAGACGACCCUGGAGCUGAGCCACCACAGCGUGGUGUGGAGCGAAGCAGUGCCGCUGUCCACUUCCCCGGACGGACUCCCCGCCGACGGCAUCCCGCCUUUCCUCGGGCCCGAGAUGAGCCUGCCCGGGGUGCCCAACCAUCCCGUGGGGCGCUGCCAGGCCGCCCUCAACCUGCUCGGCUGCCUGGACGUGCUCACAGCUGCUCAGGAAAAAGACGUUCGGGUGCGGGAGGACGCCGAGAGGGCGCGCCACCAGAGCCUUUCGCGCGUUUACACCCGGGAGGACUUUGCGGCCGUCAACCGUUUCGAAAGUCAUGGCGGCGGAUGGGGCUACUCCGGACAUUCGGUCGAAGCCAUUCGUUUCAUGGCGGACACGGACAUUCUUCUUGGGGGUGUCGGACUCUUCGGAGGUCGCGGGGAGUACACGGCUCGGAUCAGGGUAUUCGACAUCGGCACGGAGGGUGGCGACCAAGAAACAGACGGCGAACUCUUGGCCGAAACUGAAGAAAUUCCUUACGAGUGCGGUGCAAGACACAAGUACCCGAUGCUGUUUGAGGAACCGGUCCUGCUACAGGCCAGCCGCUGGUAUGUGGUCUGGGCGCACAUCUCCGGCCCCAGCAGCGACUGCGGUUCGAGCGGGCAGUCCGUGGUUACCACCGAAGACCAGGUGGUAUUCUACUUCAAAAGUUCAAAAAAGUCUAACAAUGGGACGGACGUCAAUGCUGGCCAACUUCCACAGCUGCUUUACAGGGUGAUCACACCAGACGUCCAGACAUCCAACCAGACCAUGGAUCAGUCCGAGUCCAUCACCAUCCUGAGCUACAAGUUUUCCCGGACCGUUACUCCGGAGUGCUUCCAGUCCAUCCUGAAGCUGCUCCACUGGAGCUGGAAGGCUUUGAAGGCCGGACUUCGCGAGGUGUCCGAGAGCUCGGCCUCGGUCGGGAGAGCUCUGCUGCCCGACCUGAGGCGCCUGCUGUACAUCUGCGUGGCUUCCCUGCACCUCCUGCGCAUCUACAUCAACGAGGUCUACCCCGCCGGACCAGCACCGGUCAGGAAGAUACCCCCUGAGUCUGCUCGCAUGGCCGAGUGCGUGGCGGACACACAGGCCUUGCUCCGGCGCAUCCUCUCGGACGGAGGCGCCGUGGCAGUGGUUGCCGACUUCCCGCCGGGGUCCUGCCCGGAGCUGCAGACGACGCUGGUGGAGGAGUGCGAGGCGGCCUUCAUGGCUUGCUACCAUGCCUUCUACCCCAGCACCCUGCUCAAGUGGAGGGGGCUGUGCGACCUCCUCUCCGAGCCCGCCGUUCUGUGGUCGGCCGAGAACAGCGAUCGCCUCCUGGCGGCCGUCCUUGCUUCGCUGUGCUCCCCGACGGGCCAGCUGACUUUCCUCCUCCCCCCGAGCCUGGAGCGGGACGUGCCUCCGCGGCCGUGCUCCGAAGGACUCGGGUCUUCGUCCUCGCCAGACACCCCGGCCUUCUCUGGCCCCGAGCCCCCCCUGCCCGGAUCGUCCAACCCGGCCACGGACUCCUCAGCCAUCUACCCUGUCCUCGUGGAGGUGGCCAUGCGCAGAACAGAGCGGGAAGGGCUGCCUCCGGAGUCCUGCAGCUUCCGCGAAGUCCUCGAGAGGCUCAUGGCCAUCGUUGUUGCUCCCGUGCAGGGCAUCCUGAAGCACGAUGCCGAGAGACCGUCGCCAAAGCUUGUGUCGAGCACGUGUGCAUUCCUCUCUGCGGUUGUGGCUGAGCUCUCGUCCCAGACCAUCGGCUGUGUGGUGGACGUGCAGCGUGCCACCCGCCAGGCCUUGCACUGCACCCCAUCACGCUUUGCCCGUGUGAGCCAGAACCGGACGUGGAACACGGGCAACGGCUCUCCAGAUGCCAUCUGCUUCAGCGUUGACAGGCCUGGUGUGCUCGUCGCCGGGGCCUGCAUCUACGGAGGCGUCGGCAACGAGUGGCACUACGAGCUGGAGCUCCUCGACGACAGUGGAAGUGGAGGCGAUCCGUCCCACACCCAGCGUUGGAAGACCCUGGACGUGAUCCGUGGAACCUUCGGACCAGAGGACUGUUAUGCAGACGUGGCGGAGCUCAAGUUCGACCGUCCCAUCCCUAUCAAGGAGAACACCAAGUACGCAGUGCGGCUGCGCAACCAUGGCGCGCGGACAAACAACGGCGACGGCGGCGUGACCCAGGUUAAGGGCCCGGACGGAACGAGCUUCAGCUUCAGCGACUGCUCACUCAGCUUCAACGGCACCAACCACACCAGGGGACAGAUCCCGCAGAUCCUCUACUACAGCACACCGCUGGACACGGAGAGCCAGCAGGCGUCGAGGGACCUGGUGGAGCUCCAGGCGCGGCGCAACGUGCUGAACAUCUGCGGCACGAUCGUCAAGGCCAGUGCGCAGCUGCUCUCGGAGGCAGCUUCGGAGCAAGACGAUGGCGUGAUAUCGGAGAUUGGAUCUUCGCACCUGAUGACGCAGCUACUUCCGUUGAUUCUGGCUCAUCUGUGUCCCGUGGCGUCGACGGAUGCUCAGAGUGCUGUGGAGGUCCUGGACUUAGUCCAGAAGCUGCUCAAGUGGGUGGCAACAUUGAACCAGCGGGCACCGCCUCCGACGGACCAGCCGGAAACGACUGGCGCCGACGGAACGGGCCCCGUCUUUUACGCCACGGUGGAAAGCGACCAUCCAUACAAGCCGGCUACCGUCUUCGUCUCCAAGGUGAAGUUCCCGCCCAGCGUGCGCUGGAUGUCCCUGGAGUUUGACUCGCGGUGCGGCACAGCGCAAGCCGAGGACGGCCUGCAGCUCUACAUCCCCAGCCGCAAUGACAGGGGCACGCCGCUGAGCCCCCAGUGUACCGCGGCGCUGCGCACCAGCGACGACGCUGAAGAGGAGGACCUCAGUGCCCCCUACUGGCCCGUCCUGAGGAGGUUUGGGGGAGCCCUGGACUGGCCUGCCACUGCCACUAUCUUGCCAGGCAACGAGGUGGUGUUCUCCCUGGAGACUGCGUCGGACUACGUGAAGGACAACAAGGCGAACACGUACGGCUUCCGGUGCCAGGUGACGGGCUACGAGGGGGCCGCCCUCUCCCCGUCGGGCGGCCUCUCCCACCUGGAGAAGGAGCUUGCCUACCUCGGCGGCAUGUGCGCCUCUUCCCUGCUCAGGAGGGACCUGAUCCUCCCGACUGUGUUGCCCAGCGAGAUGGAGGAAGACAUGGAACUGGCCGAAUAUCUCGCGCAUCAGGCCCUGAGUGGUCACUCCGCCCUGCUGUCCCGGGGCUUUGCCUUGGCCCACCUGCCGACGAUCCAGCAGGCCCUGGAAGGCAGCCUCUCCCUGGGGGGCGACCGGUCCAACGAGCGGCCCUUCCUGCGGGACUUUGUGGCGUGCAGCGGCGCGUCCACAAGCGGGGGCCGCCUGGCGCGCUGGCUGCAGCCCGAGUGCUGCGUGGACCCCCGCCAGUGCGAGCUUGUCUGCAGCCAGGAGGAGCUGCGCUGCGGCUGGCCCUCCGUCGUUACCGUGCUCACCCGGGACCAGUACGCCCACCUGGUCCACGUGCCCAACAUGAAGGUGGAGGUGAGGGCAGUGCCAAUGAAUGCGUACAACCAGGAGGGUGUGGCGAGCCAAGGCGCAUCCGCCAACCCUGGGGAGCGGGGGGGUCUCCUCACUUUUGGAGGUCACCCGCCUCCGACCCUAGACAUGCCCUACGAAGUCACCGUCAAGGACAAGAUGCUCUACUACGCCAUCACCGUCAUGAAGCCGUACGAGGACUACUCGUUCGAGGAGCUGCGCUACGUGUCUCCGACCAAGAAGCGCCUGACGGAGAACAUGCUGGUGAGGGCCAACGACGACGGCACCUACACGGCCAACUGGACGCCCGGAUCCGUCGGAUGGUACCUGCUACACGCCAUCAUCGACGGCUUUGAGAUCGGGAGCUCCCAGUGCCGCCUGGUGGAGGUGAAGGAGCCCCCCCAGGGUUUGGUGAUCCCAUCCAAGAGCAGUACCCAGAAGUCGUCCCACCAGCCCAACAGGAUGAGGAAGUUCUUUGCCAAGUACAGCGCCGGACUCCGGAUUCGAAGCCACCCGUCUUUGCAGAGCAAACAGAUCGGAAUCGUCCAGAUCAACGGGACGGUCACCUUUGUGGACGAGCUGCACAAUGACGACGGGGUCUGGGUGCGCCUGAGCCCCGAGACCAUCAAGACGUACUGCCACAACGGAUACUCCGAAGCCUGGUGCCUGCAGUACAAUCAGCACUUGGGCAAGACACUCCUGGUUCCCAUCGAGGAGUCUAAAUCAGUGCUGGAGGAGUUCUUCAGCGACAAGGUAGCACUGAAGAAAAAAGAGGAGCUGAAGGAGCAGCAUAUUCAGCAACAGCUUCAUCAGCAACAAGCCCAACAGCAGCAACACCAGCAGCAACAGCACCAACAGCAACAGAUGAUGAGACGGGGGCCUGGCAUGUACCAAGUGGUCCGGUGUGGCGCAUCUGGUCACAACAUUCGCAGCAAGCCCAACCUCAAAGCGCCACCCGUCGGCAUGCUGGUCAUGGGAAGCACGGUUGUCGCCCUGGAAGAAGUCGCCAACGCGGAGGGCGUCUGGCUCCGUCUCAGCCGAGACAGCAUGCAACAGCAUUGCUUCAGUGCCGAGGGCGAGGCGUGGUCGUUGGCGCGCACCUCCUCCCUGGCGCCUGAGGUGGUGUACCUGCGCCAUGAGUCGGAGCUGAUGCAGUCGGGCGACAGCGACGAAGAGGCGGCGCCAGCCAAGGAUGGUGCGUUGAACCACGUGGCUGCCUGGACCGGACCGAAAGGCUACGCAUUUACCGUUCCUGCCGGAAACUCAGAGAGGAACGCAGCCGGGGCCGGCAGUGCGUCGGUUCAAGGGCUCUUCACCUUUGGAAGCGGAACAUCCGAUCCGGAGGGCGGGUCCUCUGGAUCUGCGAGUCCUUUUGUUUUUGGAUCACCAGCGUCUACUCCGUCCACUUCGACCAACGCGCUCGCCGAGUCUGAGCGCACCGAUCCGCUGUCGGAGCGUUCUGACCCGCCCACCUCGAGCGGAUCUACAUCCGGCCCAGCCCCUCAUCACCCCCAGCCUCGCCAUUGGACCAGGACAGACUCCCCGCCCCCUCCUGUGCGGACGCUCCCUCCCGAGCUCCGUGGAGUCUCGGUCCGCGACUUGGUCCGCGCCAUCGGAGAGAGCCGAGCCAAUGGCAACGGAGUAACUCCGCCCGGAACGCCGCCAAGCACUCCGCCUGUCCGUCGGCGCCGGUCGUCUGCUACCAGCCCCAGUCCGGCCGCGAAUCCGGUCCUGCAUCCGGUCACCAUUCCGGCCCUCCGGCCAAGUCCGAAGUCGGCUGUGGCGACGUCUAGUCCCGUUCCGAUUCCUGGCACGGGAGCCAUUGCAAUCUCUUGUUCGGAUCCUGCGGUUGGAGGAGGGCUGGACGGCGUCGGCGGGAGUCGUCGCCAUGGCGACGGAAUGGGGUCGCAGGGGUCGCAGGGCAGCUGGGGAGAGUCUAUGUCUCCAAUCAGGCCCCCGGUCCCACUACCACGGCGUGGGUCGGUGCAAAGCGAGGGCAGCGUCAGCUCGCACUUGGGUAGCUUCUUCCGCGAGCUCAGGGACACCUCCACGACGGGCUGCAUCGGCUGUAUCACGCAGCGCACCACGGACAGCCCGCUGAGCACUCCCGGCACUCCCAAGAAGGAGAGUCUCUCGCCCACGGCGUCGUUGAAGUCCUUCACCCAGACCGGCACCCAGACUAGCCCCGAGGGCUCCAGUGUACGGGGCCACUUCAGCAUCGGCAGCGGCGGCAGCAGCAGCGCAGGCCGCGACGAAAGCCCCCGCGUCUCCCCGAAGACCUCCCGCCGGGAUCGGACCGGCGCCGGAGGGAACGCCCGUCACCCGCUCCGUAGCAAGCGGGAGCGUGCUCUUCCGGCCGAGCCGUCGGAGCGAACGCCUGUCUCGGAGCCGUUCCGCCAGGGCACGUCGCCGUCGGUCGCCGAGUGCUUGCGCGCCGUGUUUGCGGCCUUCCUCUGGCACGAGGGUGUGGUCCACGACGCGAUGGCGUGCGCCUCCUACCUCAAGUUCAACCCGGACCUGCGGAAGACGAUGACGAAGAGACCGCCCACGGCCGCUUCCGCAUCUGCCGCGGUUCCGCUCACGCGAGAGCAGAAGGCCCGCUUCCGACACUCAGUGGAAGUGACCGCUCCAAGCUUGCUUCACCUGCAACAGCUCGAAACAAUGCCGCCGUCCGGAGAACCGCUCAACGAGAACAUCAAAUCCAAGCGUGCCUUCCCUCCAGCGGCGGUCACGGACGCGAGUCCGACGCGAGAAGACGCAGUCUCGGAUCUCCCACGAGCAUUGCGGUACCUCGUGCUCCUGUGGGACCAGGUGACGAGCGCCUGCACGCAGGCCAUCAAAGAGCAGCUGGUCCUCCCGAGCCUCUUCGCGGGGAGCAAGACGUUCCAACGGAUCGAGCGGGCGUUCGUCCAUGGCUCGGAGCGACGCAAGACCAAGAAGAAGCGGGACUACCGCCCGUCAGCUCCAAACGCACGCGGUGCUGUGGCGCCUCUUGGUGCACAGGGAAGCAUCGGGGAGCGGGAGAUGGUGUGCGAGCUGUGUGGGAUGGUGUGCACGCACCCGGUCACGUACCACAUGCGGCAGGCGCACCCGGGCUGCGGAGACCACGCGGGAGGCAAGGGCUACAACAGCGCUGGCCUCUUCUGUGGUGGAUGGGCAGGCAACUGCGGGGACGGCGGCGUGGCCAGCAGCAGCUGGUACCUUGUCUGCGACCGGUGCCGCGAGAAGUUCCUCCGCCAGGCCGGAGCCACGACGGCGCACCGACGGUCCUCCGGCUCCGGACGACGCGCCGCCUCCUCUUCCGUGGCGGCGGCUGCGAGGCUACUUUCCCCGACCGCACAAGACGACGUCCACCAGAACAUGAAGAGCAACGCCGUGUUCCUGCUCGAGCUCUCUAGCUCGGGGCCGAGGUCGCGGCGUUCAGGGCUGCCCAGCCUGUCGGAGGGGGACACUCCGAUGCCGUCAAAUCCAUUCGCGGCCACGGGGCCGAUCCAGUUCUUCAACACACUGGGUGCUGGCGUCCUCAACGGACCCGCGCUUGGUUUCGGGGAGGACUACCUGCCGCCGGAGCCGGGGGCUUCGAGUUCGCAGGCCAUUGAAAUCGAAGCCGAAUCCGCGGCCGCCCUCAACGGGAACGAAGCGGUGGCGGAGGACAACUUUGCGGGAGAUGAGGCAGGGUCGUACCCCGCGACCGGGGGCCGUGAGGGCGCUCGGGCGUUUCACCGCUCGGUGUCGGUGGGGCUGACGCACCUGGACUGGACGGAGCGGGACCUCAUGGAGAUGGCCGUGCAGGAGGCCAGGGCAGCGGUCGUGCCGCGGAAGCGGAACAACAGCAGCGGAAGCGAGGGGGUGUCUUCCAUUUUGUGCCAGCCGUCAGCGGCCCUCACCAAGCUCGUCUCCUCCGAGCUGGACUCCUCGGCGGCGGACCUGACAAUCCAACGGCCCGUGAUGCAGUUUGUGCUGCAGCGGCACGACCUGGACAGCAUGCGUGUGGCGAUUCAGCAGUCGCUCCGUAAGGCAACCUGCCGCGUGUACGCCAUGCAGGCCUUCAACUGGCUCCUGCGCAAUGUGACGCAACCAACGUGCCUGCACGAUCUGCUCUGGUGUCUGGUGGCGGCGUUGUCGCCUCCCGCACCCGAGCGACAGGAGGAGGACGCCGAGGCCAAGGACGACCUCUCCCAUCGGAAGGACGUCGGCGGCGCCGAGCUGGACAGGGAGGCCCCCUGCGAGCACCCACUGUCAGACAUGGCCCUGGCAGGGGAGGCGUGCUGCGGGCCCCUGCGAGCGUCCUUCCACGCGCUGCUCCAGACGGUGUCGGACCUGAUGGUGUUCCUUCCGGCGGGCGCCGCGCUGCAGCAGAUGGCGAUGCAGUGCUGGCGGCUGCGCUUCCUGCCCUCGGACCACGCCUUCCUGCACCGCAGUCACGUCUUCUCCAACAUCUCGCGCAUCCUCUCGCACUCGGAGGAAGAGGCCGCCACAGGAGGAGACCUCGCGGCACUCCCGGUGGCAGCGCCAACGGCGGAGCCAGGCGCGGCGGCCCAGGCCUUGACCACGACGAUCGAGGUGCUGCGCGACCUGACCCCCAUGACCGAGGUGAAGGCCUCCAGCCGGCAGGCCAUGGCCAACAGCCUGAGCGACAACUCAACCGAGACCUUCUGGGAGUCGGGGGACGAAGACCGCAACAAGACCAAGCUGCUCACGCUCAGCUGCCCGCCCCAGGCGCGCCCCACCAUGGUCUGCGUCCACGUCGACAACUGCAGGGACCUUGCCAAUAAAGUGAACAGCAUUACCUUCAAGUUCGGUUCUAACCAGGAAGAGAUGCAAAAGCUGAAGCAGCUCGAAGUGGAGAGCCGCUUUGCCGGCUGGCUGAGCUGCAUUCUGCCGGAGAACGGCCGACUGCCGGCCGGCGUCGGGGCCACCGGCUGCGUCUGGCGCCUGGAGCUGCGGGGCCCCGACAACACGCUGCGGCUGCGCCAGGUGAAGGUGCUGGGCCACGGGGUUGGUGGAGGACCUGACCCUGAGCCCCGGGGAGACUGCCGCUCCUUGCGCAUCCAGCAGCGCAACUGCGAGGCAGAAACCCUGCGUGUCUUCCGCCUGCUCACCUCCCAGGUGUUUGGCAAGCUCCUUGGGGGAGAGGGCGAGGAGGAAGAGGCGGCCCAGCCGAGGCAGUCAGCGGCCGAAGAGGCGGUCAGCCCCGAGCGCCCCGAGACCAGCAACGACCUCAAGGAACACAUGGUCGGCAUCCUAUUCAGCCGCAGCAAGCUGACUCACCUGCAGAAGCAGGUGUGCUCACACAUUGUGGCCGCUCUGAAGAAAGAGGCGUCGCGCGUCAGGGAGGAGUGGGAGGCCCUGCUUUGCAGCGGAGACGUUCAGGGGUGUGGCACCACUCCCCGUGCGGCACCGGAAGGGGUAUCGCUCCGACACCACGCCGGCAGCAGCGGUGCCGCCGCCGCCACAGUGCGCGUGGUGGGCGCGCCCGCCUCCGGUGGAGACACCUACUGCUUCGAGAUGCUCUCCAUGGUACUGGCACUGAGUGGUUCAGCUGUUGGGAGAGUCCACCUCUCACAGCAGGCCGGACUACUCCGGGACAUCUUCAGCCUGCUGCACACGGGCUCAGCACGGGUGCAGAGACAGGUGAGCGCUCUGCUCAGGCGCAUCCUGCCCGAGGUGCCACCGCCAGUGCUGGCCACCAUCUUGGGUGUCCCGGGACUCCCGCCCAGCGAAUAUGGGGUGCCGCCCGCCACCCCGGACGGCGAUACCGCCGGGGCCACCGAACUUGGCGGUGCUGGCGCGUCUCCGCUGGACAUGCAUCGCGCCGGACUGCUGGACGUCUUGUUGGCAUGUGUGGCCAAGGCCCUGACGGUGCAGGCCAAGGCCAAGGGUGGCCGGGGUGCCGCGACCACCUUGGCCACUUCAAUCCACCCUAGGGACCCCCUUGGCGCCCGCUGGUGGCUCAGGGGCUCGGUGUCCCGGAAGCUGGCGCAGGGGAUUGUGGCGCUUCUCAGGGACAUGGCUGCCGGAAAGCUGACAGAACCAUGGGCCAGGGUGACCAAAGGUGCCAUCGCGGAGAACAUUCUCAACUUCACCAAGAUCGACGAGAAGUACAGGACUCCCACUGAGUGCCUCAAGACACCUACGCUUUGGCUAGCGCUGGCUUCGCUGUGCGUGCUUGACCAAGAGCACGUGGACCGGCUCUCCUCCGGCCAGUGGGUCAAAGGCCGCGGCGAUGGGCUCCAAGUGCCUCCGCGGCCGACAUGCGACAACCACGACGACGGGGAGACGCCGGCCAUCAUCCUCUGCAACGUGUGUGGCAACGUCUGCGCUGACUGCGAUCGGUUCCUCCACUUGCACCGACGCACCAAGACACACCAAAGACAGGUCUUCAAGGAGGAGGAAGAGGCCAUCAAGGUGGACCUGCACGAGGGCUGUGGCCGCACCAAACUCUUCUGGGUGAUGGCCCUGGCCGACUCCAAGACCCUCAAGGCCAUGGUGGAGUUCCGAGAGGCCACCAGGGGCAAGUCGGCAUCGGCGUCGACGGGUGGCGUCUGUCGGUUCUGCGGCGCUCCGGGGGCCACCGGCCUCCUUUCUUCUGGGAACGUCUGCUCGGACUGUCGGGAUCAUGCGGCAAACGCCUGCUCCAAGACGCACCUGUGCGGCCACCUGUGCAACGGCAUUCGGGGCGAGGCGUCCUGCCUGCCCUGCCUCCACGGCUGCAGCACGGCCAGGGGUCUACGGCAGGACGCGGACGACAUGUGCAUGAUCUGCUUCUCGGAGGCGCUCUCCUGCGCCCCGGCCAUUCAGCUGUCUUGCGGCCACGUGUUCCACUACCACUGCUGCAAGACCGUGCUCUCUCGGAGUUGGUCAGGACCCCGAAUCACCUUCAGCUUCUCUCUUUGCCCCAUCUGCAAGGCCCCGAUGGAACACGGCAUCCUGAGAGAUCUCCUGGAGCCGAUCCGUGCCCUGUUCGAGGACGUCCAGCGCAAGGCGCUCAUGAGGCUAGAGUACGAAGGGCUGCACCGGGCGGAGGCCAUCACCGCUCCAGGCGCACGCUUCCACGGCGACCCCGCCGGCUUCGCCAUGGAGCGGUACGCCUACUACGUCUGCUUCAAGUGCAAGAAGGCGUACUACGGUGGUGAGGUGAGGUGCGACGUGGAGGCCGGUCCCGUCGACGACUACGACCCCGCGGAGCUGGUUUGUGGUGCCUGCUCAGACAUCUCAAGGGCUCAGAUGUGCCCCAAGCAUGGGACGGACUUCCUGGAGUACAAGUGCCGCUACUGCUGCUCCGUGGCAGUCUUCUUCUGCUUCGGAACGACGCACUUCUGCAACGCCUGCCACGACGACUUCCAGCGGGUUGCCAACCUGCCCAAGCAGCAGCUCCCUCGCUGCCCCGCCGGUCCCAAGGCCAAGCAACUAGAAGGCGAGGAGUGCCCUCUUCACAUCAAGCAUCCGCCUACGGGGGAGGAGUUUGCACUGGGCUGUGGAGUCUGUCGAAACGCGCACACCUUCUGAGCGCCGCUUCAAGAUGUGUUCCCCCCCCCUCUGGUCAUGUAUCAUAUUUGAAUACAAGUUUAGGCACUGUG